AUGAAGAAAUUUGGUUUCUCUCCUAAACGAUCUUCAUCUUCUUUUAUCGCUCAUUAUCCUUCACCUUCACGUUUUGCCUUACCAACUCCGACCAUGAGUUUUCCCGACUCCGUAAUGCUCCAGACAUUGGAGAUCGCCGAGCCUGUCAUCGUCAAAUGGGAUCCGGAAACCUCCACUUAUGCCAAGGUCACGUCGCUCUUCUACGACAACCGCCGAGAAGCUUUGGAAUUUAUCAAGCAUGUCAACAAGCUCCAUAAAGCGAUGCAUUCAUUGGUUACUGAAAACUCCACUUCUGAAUUGCUUAUUAGGGCUCAGCACCUGAUGCAGAUCGCUAUGAAGCGGUUGGAGAAAGAGUUUUAUCAGAUUUUGUCCUUGAAUCGAGCGCACUUAGAUCCAGAAUCAGUUUCAACUCGAUCAUCUCGAACAUCGACGCGAUCAAGUUUAUCGGAUUUUGCUGAUGAAUCUGAUGAUGAGAUACGAGUUGCAGGAGAAUUGAUCAGUGAAGUCGAAGAUACUGCGGAAGGAGCCAUGGCGGAUCUCAAGUUGAUAGCUGAGUGCAUGAUUUCAUCUGGUUAUGGUAAGGAGUGCGUCAACAUUUACAAAGUUAUACGUAAAUCGAUAGUUGAUGAAGGCAUAUACAAGCUUGGCGUCGAGAAGCUGAAAGCUGCUCAUGUUCAUAAGAUGGAUUGGGAGGUUUUGGAUCUCAAAAUUAAAAACUGGUUGGCUGCUGUAAAGAUUGCUAUUAAAACAUUAUUCAACGGAGAAAGAAUUCUGUGUGAUCACGUUUUCGCAUCGUCUGAUUCCAUCCGAGAAGCAAGUUAUACCGAAAUUACAAAAGAAGGCGCUCUGAUUCUGUUUGGAUUUCCAGAAAAUGUAGCAAAAAAUAGCAAGAAAUCACCGGAAAGGAUCUUCCGGACUCUCGAUAUGUACACCGCAAUAGCUAGUCGGUGGCCGGAGAUUGUGUCAGUUUUCUCGUUCCCGUCGGCGUCUUCCGUAGUCAAUCAAGCUCUCAAUUCACUCAUAAAACUUGCUGAAUCAGUGCGUUUAGAUCUAACAGAAUUCGAAACGUUACUUAACAAAGAAUCCUUGAAAACUACCGUAGCCGGAGCCGGAGUUCACAGAUUUACCAUGGAGACGAUGAACUACCUCUCCCUCCUCGGUGAUUACAGUGUUUUAUCUGAUAUACUAAUGGACAGUCCACAAACUGAGAAAUCUCUAAUGCCACAAACCUUCUUCGACGAAUCAUAUUCCGACAGUUCUCCCUCGCCGUCGGUAUCCGCCCGGUUAGCUUGGCUCAUCUUCAUCCUAGUUUGCAAACUCGACGGCAAAGCGAAGCACUACAAAGACGUCUCUCAGGCGUAUAUAUUCCUCGCCAACAACCUCCAACACAUACUCUCCAAAGUCCGAUCAUCAAAUCUCCGGUACCUCCUCGGCGACGAAUGGAUCACCAAACGCGAAUCCGAAGUCAAAAAGUUCGCCGCCAAUUACGAACGGCUAGCAUGGAGCCACGUCUUCGAUGCCAUUCCUAAAAACGCUUCAGCAAUGACGCGGGAGGAAGCAAGAGAUGGUUUCAGGAAGAUCAACGCGGUGUUCGGAGAGGCUCACCAUAAGCAGUUGGCCAUCGUCAUACCAGACGGCAAGCUUCGUGAUGAGAUCAAAGUUUCAGUCGCCAGAAAGUUGUUGCCGGCGUACAGAGAAUUCUACAAUGCGCAGAGAGUCGAGAUGGAAAAAGAUAGAAGGUUUGCUGCUGCUGUCAAGUACGCGCCGGAGGACAUAGGGAAUGCGCUUUCUGAUCUGUUUUUCGGGUCCUCGUCUGUGUCGUCAUCAGCGUCAUCAUCGUCGUCUUCAAAGUCAAGAACGUCGAUUUCACAGUGA
Molecule: messenger RNA, 1875 nt
Organism: Lactuca virosa
Lineage: Eukaryota; Viridiplantae; Streptophyta; Magnoliopsida; Asterales; Asteraceae
Source: the annotation of a GenBank genome assembly